AUGGAUCUGGAUGUUAAUCUGGAUUUAAACCCAAGUUCGACUGAUAUCGAAAUAAAAGCCGGCUCGAGAGGACUUUACAUUGACAGCACAUCGUCUCAUGCGUCAAGCACAAUGGUUGAAUUCAGUCCUUCGAAUUCAUCGAUGUCCAGUAUAGAAACUAGGCGACCUGCAAGAAGAUCGUCAAUAACACCAAGUUCAUCUAAUCAGAUCGAAAUCAUCAGGACGACGAUAACCAAAGAAGAAAAUGAAAGGAAGGCACCCUUACAAGCUUCUACUCGUAGACGCAGAUCACGCGUUAUGCCCGAGGAGGUAACCAGGCCCAGUACUUCAACUCGUCCUCGUCAUUCACCGGCUCGUCGCUACUCCCCAUCACCUGAAGUUCGGAGUAAACUGAAGAGCAUUGCAGCCUUGCUUCAAAAUAAAGCAAAGCAGCAGGAAAAGAGCAAAAUGGUUUUUCAUUUGUCACAACUUCCAUUUUGCUGUGAUGCAACGUCUGGCGUACUUCUCGAAUGCCUGGUGAAUCGCGAUGCUUCGGAUUUCGUAUUAUUCAAAAAAGAUGAAGUGCCGUCGGUGGAACCUGCAAAAGACACGAUAGAACUCCCUACGAGUGCUAGCACAUCAACUGCUUCUGGUUCUGUCAUAAAACAAGAGGUCACUGCGAGCGCAGUUUCAUCAGAUGACGAAGACGAGGAAGAAAACGCUGUGGUUCCUUUCGUAAGAAUGGCUGACAUAGGAGCAGCUCCUUUCACUGGCGCGCCCCUUAGUCCAAUUACUAUUCCUGUUGUUGUGAAAUCUAGAAAAAGGCCUAGAUCAUCAGUACCUGUCAUCAAGCUCCCACGACGGAGAACGCUCGGCGAGUUGAGCAAAGUAGAAAUCGCUGGUACAUCUGUGCAGCCUUCUAACGCUGAACAAAAUUCACCAAAAGUUACGGAGGUUCCUACGGCAAAAGAAUUGAAGGAAAUCAUCACAGAUGUUGUGUCCACUUCUCACUCUGAGAAAGAUCUCCAUACAGAAGUUGUUCCGGCGAGGAAAUCCAAGCGGAUGGCCUCUGAAAGUGGGCUGGUUCCCACUAGUGAAGCAAAAUUUGUCUCGGCAGGGAACGAUCAAACCUCAGACUCAGCUGAACCCAAAGGCCUUCCUGUAAAAAGAAUGAAGAAGUCAGGUUCUCCAUCCGCUUCUGAUCGACCAAAACGUUCUUCUGCCGGAAAGACUCUCAGUUUCCUAGCUAAAGUAACGAAAAGAAGGCGAUCCGCCCUUAAUACAGAUUCAGCUGAUGGGACUAAGAAAGGAGGUUCCUCCUUCGAAACUGCUACAGACGUGGGAUCUCAAUCUUGUUUGGCGCCAGCUGUUGCGCCUGCUACGAGCAGCGUGAACUUAGACGCUGACAAUGGUUCCCUUACGAACCCUCCUUUGAAGUCCGUUAUUGCUCGUGGCAGAAGAAGUUCUGCUGCAAGUGGCACCGCAAAAAGCAUACUCAGCAUUCAAGAUGAACCUUCGAGAGUGCAAGGUAUUGCUCUGAUCCUUGGCUCGGCUUUCAGUAGUGAUAUUCAGUCCGCUAUUACAAUUUUCAGCAGCACUCGUUCCACAUCUGUGGCGUCCACUGAUCAGGUUAUCGCAAGCGGAAGUCAAGAAUCAAUUUCGAAUUCCGAACAUACUCUCUCUGGUAACAGAGGCAAAGGUGGAGGUAGAGGACAAGGGCGUUCAUUCUUAGUCAGAGCUCGCGGAGCUAGACGAUCUAGAAUUUCUGCGGACGGCCGUGUGUCGCCUGUACCUGCAUCGAAGUCAUCACCGAAUCUUCAAAAUCUUCGUAGAUCCAGCCGAAGCCACAUCCCGGCAAGCAAGACGCAAGAGUCAGAACAAUCCGAGCAACCAGCAGAAAGUCGUUCUAAUUCUUGGUCUGCGGCAAAGAAUGUCAAUCCGAACUCGGCUUUGGGUAUUUUGCGAAGGGUGUCUAGGUACACACGCCCAAUCAGGUCUCCUUCUCCACAGCCAUUGACAGCCACUGUGAUCAAGGCCAAGGAACAACCUACUCCACCAUCUGUGGUGCCAGUUACAACUCCAAGUCUUGAGGUCCACUCGCAAGGUGUUGAAAAAACAACGUCAGAAUCGUCAGAAGAACAGAGCAAAAAAAGUUCAAUAUCUUCGAGGGAAGAAGAGAAGGCUGUUUCGGAUACGCUCGAGAAACAUGGAGGAGAUCCCCCGGAGCAUCCUGAAAAGACAACUAACGACGCAACAAAGUCUGUAGAGUAUCAGGACCGAGUCUGCUCAGAUGUUCCGGAAGUGUCAUCAGAAUCCGCUGUUAAGCCCACUAACGUGGAGAACGUUCAUUGCUCAGCAUCUUCAGGAUUAGAAAACAAGAAUGAUGAGGGGAAACUCGCUGAGGAAGUGACGGAAGCUAAGAAAGGCAGAGCCUCAAGUGUAGCAAAAAUAUCAGUCAAUGCUGGACGAAUAUCUUCACGAGCUGUGCGCCCUUCUUCACGAUUCCUGAAUGCUGACUUUGUUUCACCGCUGCGGAAGAAGAGAGGAAGACGUCCAAAAAUCGCUUCUCAAGAGGUUGAAGUAGGUAAGGCAAGCGAGACUGCAGAUGCUGUUGCUAGCAGUAAAGAAGAAAUCACUGACAAGGAUGUUGCACUUGAACAGAAUGCCAAAAUUCCUCUAACGGGAACAUCUGGAACAACUCCGCUUACUAAAUCCAAAGUUGUACCUAGUACGGUAGAAAAGCUGGGUGUGUCCAUUAAUGCAGUAAUGGAUCGGUUGCUAGCCGAGGUAUGUCAAGAUGGAAUCACUCGACAUUCUGCCAUCAUCAACAAGCGAGAGAAGAGGAAAAGAAACAUCGAGAAAGCACGCGAACGUGUUCAUCGUUUGAAAGAGGAAAGGGCAGCUCGUCUGGCUUCAGGAUAUGUCCAGCCUUCAGGGAAAACACAGAGUUCUGAACCAAAUGAAGAUGAUCUAUCUCCCCGAGCGCGUAAUUCUAAGCACCGAUUGAUGCAGAAGGAUUUCCUGUACCCGUCAUUGAAACGUGAAACGAAGGCUGAAAAGAAAAGAAAUGAAGAAAUUCGUCGGCAACGAUCCCGCAAUGUCAUGAAUCAGUUAGCAGAAUCAACUCGUGAGAAGGAAACUCCUCCUGCUUCUCGACGCAACUCAGCGACUGUUGCAAAAAUCAGACCUCGCGAGCCGUCUCCCUUCGAUCCGGACAAAGGGGAGCGUCUGCGACGCGAAGCGGAGCAACGAGAAAAGCAAAAGAAGCUCACGAUGCCGAUCUCUUUCAACACUUUUCUUUCGUCCAAAACUACUAUGCUGACUGCUCAACCGCUUUUGCAACCACAACGCUCGAACGAUCGACCGUCGGCUCCUGAUCAUUUUUAUCGAGAGCUGCUAUGCGAAUCUGCUGUUGCCACAGAAACAGUCGAGGAAACAUGGAACGAGUUCGAUAUGGAUGGCGACGAUGGGCUCGAUGUGACUACCAUCGAAGCCGUUCACAUACCGAAGCUCGAUGAUUAUGUUGCGCCGCCUGAAAUUGAUGAAAGUGCCGAACCAGUUGCUGCAUCAAUCGAACAAAUGCUGAUGAGACCAACCGUAUACGCUGAAGAAGACGGCAUAUCUUAUUUGCAGGAAAGGGCGCUUGAACAACCUGAACUUCGGCGUGAUCUCCUGGUGAUGGCAAUCGACUGCAUCUCCGCAUUGCAUGUGGCACGAUUGUCUGCGAGUGGUCGCGAAGCUGCCGUUGUCGUUUACAAUGCAGUCACAACACAAGCCAGCAAAAUGCGUGACGUCAUUUGCAUGUUCAGUAAUGAACGGGAAGAGGCUGUUUAUUGGUUGCAUCGUUAUCUCAUUGAAAUGCUGCCUGUGGAGCUACUAGCGUCCUAUCUAUUUCUUUUGCGGCAUACUAGACUGCUGAACUGUCAAGUGAAGUCAAUAGUUCGAAGUACGCAGAACGACUCUAACCCAUGGCCAGAGAUCACUCACAUGAUCAUAAAGUACAUUGAGCUUAACGUCGUCGAACCAGACGCAGCUGAAUUAGAUCGUACAAUCGCUUCAGGUUCACUGCCAGACGUCAUUUUCGUACUGGUCGCUCCCAACAUCUCUGUUGGAGAUUUUUCUGUGAGAGACCGACACUACGACCCUGUGUACAAAUGGCUUCGUGAGAUGGGUAAUCCGGCCUCAACAGUAAUUCGCCUGAAAAUCGAUGAAUCAUUCUCAACUGCCAUAAGCGAAAUGUUCUUCACAGGAGUGAACACGAUAUCGCGUGCGGUAACGAAACUCGUUCGAGAACAUAAGCAGAAGCGGAUUGUGCUAGUCGGUUGGGGUACCUCUUGCUGUUUCAAUCAUGUGGUGCUCAACACAGUUGCAGGCGUCUCUGCAGUAAUUGACCUUGGUUUUCCUCUGCUUACCAUAGACGGAAUGCGUGGGGUUGUGCCUACUGGCCUGGUUGUGAUCGGUCAUGCCAACAACAUGCUGGCCGUGUCGUGUUCCGUUUUGUCUCGCCUGCGGAUAACUCAAAGAGUUGUAAAUAGAUGUAUAGUGGAACAGAUUUGCGAUUUUCUCUCUAUGGAGUGGACAAAGCGUGAACGGUCGCGCCUUGUUCCACUGCCGUUAAACGAUACUUUCAAGAUUGACUUGAUGCAGCUCAAACUGGAUGAAAAGGCUGCACAGGCGAAUCGAAAACCGAGGGUCGAAGAAAGCUCAGUCGAUAGUCGUGGCCGCAAAAAGAAAUUAUCUGGUACUCCACUGCCAUCUCCUAUCCCUCGGGAUGCUUCACCUUCACCACUUCCUCUCUCGCAGCUAGACAGUGUGCGGUCCAAUUUCCAAAACCUCUUAAAGAAAGCCGGUACUGAAAAGCCUCCAAAGUGGCCUGAAGAUCGGUCACUGAUUUCCAGCACAUUUAAGGAACCUCGCCUUCCAGCAAAACCUGGAUCUGCUAUGGCAUCGCCAGUACCUGCUCGCACCGAGUCUCCGAACUUAGUGGACCCUGCUUCAAUUUCGUUGACUUAA
Haemonchus placei is the source of this 4992-nucleotide messenger RNA. Lineage: Eukaryota; Metazoa; Nematoda; Chromadorea; Rhabditida; Trichostrongylidae. The record is from the annotation of a GenBank genome assembly.